GUUCACGUUGUGACGCGUGUUUCCUCGUGCAUAUAGGCGGCGGUUGACGCCACCGGAAAUUCGUUCGCAGAGACAAAUCAAUUAUUGCAAUUCCGAUAAGAGAUGUGCACCGGCAAAACUUCCUCUCGCUGUGUGUAUUCGGUUAUGCGCGAUCGGUGGUGAUUGUGAAUUAUCAUCGACCGCAAAAUGCGCUCCUAAACGUCAAUUGAACGGCGUGAGGUGUCUCUUGUCGGAUCGAGUGUCAGACCGCAAGUACGUGGGAGUGCGGCUCUUACGAAACUGUUUUCUGGAGUCACAGUCAGUCAGUUUCCAGUGAUCUGAUAAACUUUCAUCAUGGUUAAUGUAAAUGCAAGAGUGUUUUUUGAUAUCGAAGUGGGCGGACUACCAAUGGGUAGAAUAGUCUUCGAGCUCUUCUCAGACACCUGCCCGAUAACAUGUGAAAAUUUUCGAGCUCUGUGCACUGGCGAAAAGGGACUUGGAAAAACAACAGGCAAAUCUCUGCAUUAUAAGGGAAUAGUUUUUCACAGAGUGGUGAAAGAUUUUAUGAUUCAGGGAGGAGAUUUUUCAGUAGGUAACGGAACAGGCGGCGAGUCAAUUUAUGGCGGCACAUUUGCAGAUGAGAAUUUUAUUAUGAAACAUGAUAAACCAUUUUUGCUGUCUAUGGCCAAUCGUGGUAAAGACACUAAUGGAUCACAGUUUUUUAUUACUACGCAACCAGCGCCUCAUCUCGACAAUGUCCACGUGGUUUUUGGAGAAGUAGUGUCUGGGCAAGAAAUUGUGAUGCAUAUUGAAGGACUUCCGGUAGACCGUAUGUCACGUCCCUUGCAAGACGCUAAGGUUGUGAACUGUGGCGAACUGGUUUUGAAGAUCAAAAGCAAAGCGAAAAAACGCGAAGCGAAGCAAGAGAGCUCAGCGAAUUCCGACUCUGAUUCUUACACUGAUAAGUCAAAGAAGAAGAAAAAGAAAAGUAAAAGAGCAAAGUCGGAAGAAGGUGAGAUUGACUCUAACGAAGAAGAUGAACAGCCUCAUCCACUGGUGUCUGUCACAAAGAUUGAUCCUGACGAGAUUCCGGAAGUGCCCGCAAACAAAUUUCUGUACAGAGCGGGAUCCACCAAUAAUGCGAAUCAGAAGGAAUUCAGACAGCACUAUGGGAGAGAUCGUAUGCGAUCUCAUCGAAAUAGCGGUCGUAUUUUGAAGGGUAGAGGAGUAUUCAGAUAUCACGCGUCUUCGCGAAGUCGAUCCAGGAGCAUUACGCCACCUCACUGGAAACAAGCUCAAAAUCGUACUAUCAAACUGCACGAGUUUCAGAAGAUAGAAAAAGAACGGCUGAAGAAGGAAGAAGAGGCGAAGCAACGACAAACAAUCCAACAUAUCAGAAGAUUCGUGGAGGAUGUUAGCGAGAAAAAGAAUCAGGCGCCGGACAACUUGGGCAACGUGCAACAUCCGGCGGAGUUGAUGGAGAACAAGGAGAACGACCAGACGGACGAGGCGACGACGUUAAAUCAGAUGACGCAACAGCAGAACGACGACGCAAAGAGAAACGCGGACGGGCACGGUGUUACCGCGCAGAACAAGGAGGAGAGCAAGCACAGUAAAAGCGAGAGAUCGUUCAAACGCGAUCGUUACAACGACAGAAACAUUCGGCGCGACUCGAGAGAUCGACGAAGAUACGGACGUUCCCGGUCGAGAGAUCGCCGAAGGUCCCGGGAACGGGACUACGAUCGCAGAGGGAGUCGCGAUAGGAGGAACCGGAGAAAUUAUUCUCCUCGCAGACGGGAUUCUUAUCGUACGGGCAGACCUGGAAGGGACAAUUACAGACAAUACGACAACAGACGGGACAGACGACAAAACAACUACAAUCAGAACAACGACGACGGUUCUCGUCACGACAAGCACAGAGACAACAAGAGAAACGACAACAACGCGUCCGAGAACCAACCGAAGUUCAAACGCCGUUCGCGAUCGAGCAGUUCCAGUAGUCAGCACUCCAAAAAUUAAUCAAUCGUUUUUUUUUUUUUUUCUUUUCCGUUUACUAUUGACAACGCAAACGAUUACAGUUGUUUACGAUUAUACUAUCAACGAAUCGCAUACAUUAUUCGCAGACUAAAACAAGCUGUAAUAACAUUAGAGCAACGUAGCUCGACGUUCUCUACUCGAUAUUUGUAGUCCGAUCUUAUAUAGACGUCUUCAGGAUCGUUUUGUGCUCAUCUUAACGAUACCGUGUCUUAAAACCGACCGCGAAUCAUCCGAGGAUGAGCUUGAGACGAUUUCAGGUGUAAGAUCAGACUGUGAGUAUCGGGCCUCAAGUCCCAAUCAUUGGCGGUGUUCAGCGGAAUUCAGCGCCUUGCGCUUAAUUGUCCGUGAUCGGCUUAUUUCUCUCAGAAAUGUCCGAGUAUUUGCUAAUGACACAAAAGCAAUAAUAGCAAGGUGUUCGUUUCCGCUUAAACGCUAUCAUUUAAUUUGUGCACAUCUGAGAGAUAUAUAUACAAUAUGAAAUCUGUCUAUAUUUAUACUCUCAUUUCGAACCUCUUUUCUCUAUUUCUGUGAGCAUUCGUACUCUUAUUUCGAAUCUUCUCUACCUCUUUCCCCGGCACUUCAUACCGGGAAUAUAUACAUAUAUAUAUAUAUAUAUACACGCAUCUCGUGUACACUGUUCGAGAAGGAAAAGUGUUUGGGCAAAAAGUGUCACCGUGUGUGUGAACACAUACUGAAUGUAUGUGUAAACUCUUGGUUCUAUCUUGGUCCUUUUCUUACGGUUUUCACAUUAUUCUCUUACAAAUUGGACAAAUUUGAACAAAAAGAGGUGGAACUUAGAAAAAUUGUUUAAGAUUUUAGGAAAUUCUUCAACAGGUUAAAAGGAACUCGGAAACAAACGUUUGUAAGUAAAAAAAAAACUUGGAACACAAACGAUGUACAUCUUUGCAGAGCUAUGUGUUAAUAAUCAUGUGUAAUUGUGAUAAAUAAAUUACCUGCAUCCCGUA
Pseudomyrmex gracilis is the source of this 2981-nucleotide messenger RNA. RefSeq names its product peptidyl-prolyl cis-trans isomerase cyp11 (gene Moca-cyp). The transcript is spliced from 9 exons. The record is from RefSeq and is a predicted model, not a curated record. Gene Ontology annotation, molecular function: peptidyl-prolyl cis-trans isomerase activity. Gene Ontology annotation, cellular component: intracellular membrane-bounded organelle. Bases 334 to 1998 code for a protein of 554 amino acids. NCBI's taxonomy places the organism in Eukaryota, Metazoa, Arthropoda, Insecta, Hymenoptera, Formicidae. Gene Ontology annotation, biological process: protein peptidyl-prolyl isomerization.